AUGUCCCAGCUGAGGAGCCCUGCUGGCCGCCUGGCCGCGACGUUUCUCCUCAUCCUCCUUGCCGCCGCCACAGCAUUCUCAGCUCAACUAUCUCCUCAUGACCCACAAGCCCCAGGCUCAGGCUGCCAGAAUGACAUCGACGCACUGUGGAGCAGCUGCAAGAAGUUCGUCCAGAAGGAGGGGCCCAAGCAGCCUCCGUCCGAGGAGUGCUGCAAAACCAUCAAGGCCACAGAUGCCGAUGCGUCCUGCAUCUGCGACUAUCUGGGCUCCCCGGACGCCAGGAACAAACUAAGCCUGGAGAAGGUGUUCUACGUUACCAAACAGUGCGGCGUCACCAUCCCUAAGGGCUGCGGUGAGCAGCUUGGUCAAUGGUCUCAUGUGGGAACAGAUGCUGACAAUGACAUGCUGGCCAGUUAA
This is a messenger RNA of Miscanthus lutarioriparius, 417 nucleotides long. The record is from the annotation of a GenBank genome assembly. NCBI's taxonomy places the organism in Eukaryota, Viridiplantae, Streptophyta, Magnoliopsida, Poales, Poaceae.